AUGUCGACCUUGCCACUGGAGCAGCAUCCUCCGCCGCCGCCGAUGGCAAUGGUGCUGAACCCGCCGCCGCACUACGGCGGCGGGUCCGUGGGGCCCUUGAUCGGCGUCUUGGCCGUCAUCGCCAUUCUCGGCAUCAUCUCCGGAAUGAUUGGGCGGCUCUGCGCCAGUGGCCGGAUCUUCGGCCACGGCCAGUACGACAUCGAACGAUGGAUCGAGACCAAGUGCGCCUCCUGCAUCGACGGCAGGUUGGAGCUGCCGGCCUCGGGUCCCCCACCUUCCUCCUCCGCCGCCGCCGCCGCCGUUCCGGUCGUGGUUCCAGUGGAGGCCUCCCCGCCGACGGCGAAGCAGCAGCAAGCGGAACAGCUCCCCCGAGCUUCUGCGGAGGAGCCGUAG
Molecule: messenger RNA, 393 nt
Organism: Spirodela intermedia
Lineage: Eukaryota; Viridiplantae; Streptophyta; Magnoliopsida; Alismatales; Araceae
Source: the annotation of a GenBank genome assembly